Fundulus heteroclitus (mummichog) is the source of this 2692-nucleotide messenger RNA. It is a transcript of the gene cars1, whose product is annotated as cysteinyl-tRNA synthetase 1. The coding region runs from base 91 to 2550 and encodes 819 amino acids. NCBI's taxonomy places the organism in Eukaryota, Metazoa, Chordata, Actinopteri, Cyprinodontiformes, Fundulidae. The transcript is spliced from 23 exons. Gene Ontology annotation, biological process: cysteinyl-tRNA aminoacylation. Gene Ontology annotation, molecular function: ATP binding; cysteine-tRNA ligase activity. Gene Ontology annotation, cellular component: cytoplasm. The record is from RefSeq and is a predicted model, not a curated record.
UCCGCUGCUCCCGGAUCCGGACACAUUGGUUCCGGGUUCUCCUUCCGGUCCGGUUAUUGUUGCAUCAGCAUCUGAUUGAGCCCUGUGGCAAUGUCGAGCUCAGCGGAGACAGCCUUUGAGUUUGGCUCCUGGCUGCAGAUUAACGGGGAGGCCGCGCUGACGGCGGCCCUCAACGACCACCUCGCCUCACGCAGCUACCUGGCGGGCUUCGGCCCCUCGCAGGCCGACCUGAGAGCCUUUAGGCUCCUGGCCCGCCCCCCCGACCCGCAGCACGUCCACGCCCUGCGCUGGUACAGACACAUUUCCGCCCUGCAGCCGGACCUCGCCGCAGACGGCAGCAUGAAAGGGAAGCGGGUCCAGCCUCCAUGGUCUCCACCUGCAGGAACAGAAGUCCCUCAGCUGCGGCUCUACAACAGCCUGACCAGAGCCAAGGAGCCGUUUGUCCCCCAGAACGGCAACAAGGUGACGUGGUACUGCUGCGGGCCCACGGUCUACGACGCCUCACACAUGGGACACGCCAGGUCCUACAUCUCCUUUGACAUCCUGCGGCGGAUCCUGAGGGACUACUUCAAGUACGACGUGCUCUACUGCAUGAACAUCACCGACAUCGACGACAAGAUCAUUAAAAGGGCCCGGCAGAACUUCCUUCUGGACCAGUACAGAGAGAAGCGACCGCAGGCAGCUCAGAUCCUGCAGGACGUCCUGAGUGCCAGAGUGCCCUUCCAGGAGCAGCUGGCGUCGACCACAGAUCCAGAUAAGAAGCAGAUGUUGGAGCGCCUGGAUGCCGCCGUCGGCGCCGCCCUGCAGCCCCUACAGGGGGCGACGGAGAGCGGAGCCGCAGGUGAAGUCCUGCAGCCUCUGGCUCAGGAGCUGUUGGAGAAAUCCAAGGACCUGCUGUCCGACUGGUUGGACAAACAGUUUGGGAGCGAAGUCACGGAGAACUCCAUCUUCUCCGUCCUCCCCAAGUUCUGGGAGGGAGAGUUCCACAGAGACAUGGAGGCCCUGAACGUCCUUCCUGCCGACGUCCUGACCCGAGUCAGCGAGUACGUGCCGGAGAUCGUGGAGUUUGUGAGGAAGGUCGUCUCAAACGGUUACGGGUACGAGUCCAACGGCUCCGUCUACUUUGACACGCAGAAGUUUGACUCCAGUCCGCAGCACUCGUACGCCAAGCUGGUCCCCGAGGCUGUGGGAGACCAGAAGGCGCUGCAUGAGGGCGAAGGCGACCUGAGCGUCUCCGCCGACAGACUGAGCGACAAAAAGUCCCAGAACGACUUCGCCCUGUGGAAAGCCUCCAAGCCUGGAGAGCCGUCCUGGGACUCUCCGUGGGGGAAGGGACGGCCCGGUUGGCACAUCGAGUGCUCGGCCAUGGCCGGCUCCAUCCUGGGAGAGUCGAUGGACAUCCAUGGAGGAGGGUUUGAUCUCCGGUUCCCCCACCAUGACAACGAGCUGGCCCAGUCUGAGGCGUUCUUUGAGAACGACUACUGGGUUCGUUACUUCCUGCACACGGGUCACCUGACCAUCGCCGGCUGCAAGAUGUCCAAAUCGCUGAAGAACUUCAUCACCAUUAAAGACGCUCUGGCGAAGAACACAGCUCGUCAGCUCCGCCUGGCCUUCCUGAUGCACUCCUGGAAAGACACCCUGGACUAUUCCUCCAACACCAUGGAGUCGGCCGUCCAGUACGAGAAGUUCCUGAACGAGUUCUUCCUGAACGUUAAGGACAUCCUGCGAGCUCCCACAGAUCUCACCGGACGCUUCGAGAAGUGGGAGGCUGCAGAGGUGGAGCUGAACAACAGUUUCUACGACAGGAAGUCCGCCGUGCACCAGGCCCUGUGUGACAACGUGGACACCCGCACCGCCAUGGAGGAGAUGAGGGUGCUGGUCAGCCACAGCAACAGCUACAUCGCCGGCAGGAAGAGCUCCAAGCUGAGGCCCAACCGCCUGCUGCUGGAAAGCAUCGCCACGUACCUGACCAGCAUGCUGAAGGUUUUCGGAGCGAUCGAAGGUUCGGAUCCCAUCGGCUUUCCAGUCGGAGGCCAAACCGUCGACCUGGAGAGCACGGUGAUGCCGUACCUGGCGGUGCUGUCCGACUUCAGGGAGAACGUGCGGAGAAUCGCCCGAGAGCAGAAAGUGACGGCGCUGCUGCAGCUCUGCGACGUCGUGCGGGACGACACGCUGCCGGAGCUGGGAGUCCGACUGGAGGACCACGAAGGUCAGCCCACUGUGGUGAAACUGGUGGACAGGGAGACUUUGCUGAGGGAGAAGGAGGAGAAGAAGAAGAUGGAAGAAGAGAAGAAACGCAAGAAGGAGGAAGCCGCCAGGAAGAAACAGGAGCAGGAGAUGGCCAAACUCGCCAAGAUGAAGGUCCCUCCACAGCAGAUGUUUCGCUCAGAGACGGACAAAUAUUCCAGCUUUGAUGAGACGGGUUUUCCCACUCAUGACGCUGAAGGGAAGGAGCUGAGUAAAGGCCAAGCCAAGAAGCUGCGGAAGCUCUACGAGGCUCAGGAGAAGCUCCACAGCGAGUAUCUCCAGCUGAAGCAGAACGGAAACUGACCCGUUCGGACCGACGGGUCGACCUGCUGUUCAUCAUGGUCCAGAAAACAUCGCAUUGGCUUCAUUUCCACAAACAGGAUCAAAUCAUCUCCAGAAUUAUGUACAUUUUCUUUGGCAUUCAGAGAAAAUGGGUGAGGAAAAA